Priapulus caudatus is the source of this 390-nucleotide messenger RNA. RefSeq lists its product as uncharacterized. The record is from RefSeq and is a predicted model, not a curated record. The transcript has a single exon. The annotation marks the transcript as partial. Lineage: Eukaryota; Metazoa; Priapulida; Priapulimorpha; Priapulimorphida; Priapulidae.
AUGCCGCUGACUCAUACCAUCAGUAAAAGCGAGUUGAAACGAGGCGACCACAUUUACGUGAGUCGUACCCUCCACUCUCACCAUGGCAUCUGGGACGGCAGAGAAGUCAUCCACUUCAGAGGCAGACAAUGUAACAACGAAUUCAAUGCGAGAAUAAGAAGAGAUGCCCUCCACGUAUUCCUAGACGGUGCAAAGCUUAAGAUCUUCCGUUACGGUAUGAGCAAGCGGGAUACAUGGUACAAGAUCAACUACUUGUCUUCAACGCAAGAGAGCGACCCGCCGGAUACGGUGAUGGCGCGAGCGGAGCUCAGAGAUAAGGAUUACAACCUGAUUUUUAACAGCUGCCAACAUUUCGCGCUCUGGUGCAAGAUGGGAGAACGCGCGGGCAAU